Messenger RNA from Boeremia exigua, 566 nucleotides. RefSeq names its product vacuolar ATPase assembly integral membrane protein VMA21. The record is from RefSeq and is a predicted model, not a curated record. Gene Ontology annotation, cellular component: endoplasmic reticulum membrane. Lineage: Eukaryota; Fungi; Ascomycota; Dothideomycetes; Pleosporales; Didymellaceae. The transcript has 3 exons. Bases 57 to 377 code for a protein of 106 amino acids. Gene Ontology annotation, biological process: vacuolar proton-transporting V-type ATPase complex assembly.
GCUCCACGUGAAAUCGCAUUGGAGUGGACUCGCAUCCAAACCACCACACGCCCAUCAUGACGACAAGAAGACCCGUCAACAGCUCGUCGAUCAGCGCAGACGAUGGCCGGGGCCCGCCAGGCCCGUCCAACACAGCGCCAGCCGUGCCCUCCGGCGUCAUCUUCAAGCUGAUGGCGUUUACCUUUGCCAUGGUGACGCUGCCGAUCGGGACGUAUUUCUUCACGAACGCGUAUGUGUUUAAUGGCAACGCAACCUAUGCAGGCGGCCUGGCAGCGCUAAUGGCCAACGUGGUGCUGAUCGGGUACGUGGUGAUGGCGUUCAUGGACGACCAGCGGGAACUGGCCGAGGAAGCCGGUGCAGAGAAGAAGGCGCUGUAAAGAAAACGCAUACUGUAGAAGAUUGAAAAACAUAGUCAUUACGAGUACGUCAUUACGAGUAUCACUUGCCCUUGAGACAAGCGGAGGGCUGGGGCACCUGUUUGACACAACUGUGCACGGCAGAAUAGUCAUGUGCACACGCAACCAUCACACAAGAGUAGAUAGAGAUCAAGUAUCCAAAAGAAUAAC